Molecule: messenger RNA, 624 nt
Organism: Exophiala viscosa
Lineage: Eukaryota; Fungi; Ascomycota; Eurotiomycetes; Chaetothyriales; Herpotrichiellaceae
Exons: 2
Coding region: 1-624 (207 amino acids)
Source: RefSeq, a predicted model, not a curated record
AUGGCGAAGCUUCCUUGGGAGCAUACGCCCCCUUACCCCCAACUGGAUCUCAACAAAGCUCAAGAACAAGGACUCUUGACUCUGCCACAUGGCAUCCAGAUCUGGCAUGCCAUCUUUGGUGUACCUCUGAAAGAAACACUAGCCGCGGGAACUCUACGCGUGGUUCUUCUGACCGGAGGCAUCAGCCAUAGUGGCCAUUAUGGGUAUCAAGUGGAUCAUUUGAGCCCCAAGCAUACGGUCAUCUGUUUUGAUCAUCGGGGUCAUGGGCGGACUCCUUUGGGGGACGACACGUGGAUCACUUAUGAUAAGUUGACCACGGACUUGCUGGCUCUUCUCGAUGUCUACCAGAUUCCCAAAGCUGCGCUUGUAUCCCGAGUUGACCGGAUUUUCGCUUUUGGAGGCAUCGAUGACUGCGACAAAAAUGAAGGUGACGCCAUCGACGAGCUAGACAGCCUCAAAGAGUAUUUCAACAUGUCUCAAAAGGAAUGGCUGAAGCUGAACCCUGGUCAAGACGACAACAACAACUUUAUGCCCUAUUACAAACUUUGGAAGCGAGAGCCAAAAUGGACUUCGGAAACUUUCAAAGACGUGCCCGUCCGUGGAGAAGACAACGAGCUCCUAUAG